Messenger RNA from Argiope bruennichi, 1218 nucleotides. RefSeq names its product slit homolog 1 protein-like. The transcript has 6 exons. NCBI's taxonomy places the organism in Eukaryota, Metazoa, Arthropoda, Arachnida, Araneae, Araneidae. Gene Ontology annotation, molecular function: protein binding. The coding region runs from base 188 to 1147 and encodes 319 amino acids. Gene Ontology annotation, cellular component: extracellular matrix. The record is from RefSeq and is a predicted model, not a curated record.
UUUACUUACCCACUUACGGGCGCGUGGAAAAUCGAAUUGAAUGCCAAUGAAAUUUUCUGUGUAAAUCACGGGCAUUUGUCAGAAUUUUAAAACGAAAGUAUUAAAAGAGAUUAAUUAGCUAAACAUUAUUUAAUCAAAUAAGAAAAAGGAAUAUUCAAGAUUUUAUUUUCAAUCAAAUUUGCUCAAAAUGAGAAGUAUUAACUUGGUGAAAACUUCAUUGCCUUUGGUGAUGCUAGUGGCCAUUGCUAGCGCCGUAAAUCUCCCCUUAAAACCAGGUUGUCCCGAGCCCAUUGACGUUCAGCCAUGCACGUGCGAGAGCAGCCAGUACACGGUUCUUGAAUGCAACCAAGUAGAUGACACGCAAAUAUUAAAGAAUGUUUUCCAAAAUUCGACGAAACAUGGAUUUCGAGAGGUUCAUAUUCAGUUUUCAGUUCUCCAGUAUUUGCCCUAUGAAAUAUUUGAAAAAGUGCCCAUCGAAUCCCUUUACUUGAAGAACACGACACUCAUUCAGCUGUUUGAUCGGCCUCCGCGUGCUCUCGAAGGUUUGGAUACUCUGCAUUUGGAAAGCGCAAAACUUAUGAGAGGCGUCGUUUGGAGAUUGCUGGAGCCCCUUACACAUCUGCGAAUUUUGAACGUUUACUAUAAUUCCAUUAAGACGCUGGGUCUCGAUUUCAGCAAAUAUGCCACGAAGGAAUUAGAGCAGAUCUCUUUUUAUGCAACUGAAACGAAAUCUAUAAAACCAGGCACAUUCGUUGACUUCGUAAAGCUAAAUAAAGUUGCUUUCGAUGAAUGCAAGCUGACAUCUCUGACCAGGGACAUAUUCCCCAAUCCUUUCAACGUCCAAGUUUUGCAUUUUAACCGAAACAAACUGACGACGAUUCCCGAUGAUUUAUUCAGCCACAUGCCCCGUCUGCAGACGGUCGGCUUGAGAUACAAUCAGAUUGCCGUCAUUCCAGCUACAGCAUUUUUAGACAGUUUUUCAAAAAUCGAAUGGCUCAUGUUAGAAGGCAAUCCUAUAAUUUGUGACUGCCGGCUGUGGUGGCUCAUAAAAAAUAAACCAUUGGCUCUUUCCGGAAAGUGUGAAUUGCCCACGAUGCUACAUGGAAAAGAAAUCAAGGAUGUUGAUGUUGAUUAUUUACAAUGUUAGAUCUGCUGCUUUGAUUUUUAGCAACAGAGCAAAUGAAAAAAAUGGAGAAUUUUAAAAAUAGUUAACUCGUA